Molecule: messenger RNA, 369 nt
Organism: Ostrinia furnacalis (Asian corn borer)
Lineage: Eukaryota; Metazoa; Arthropoda; Insecta; Lepidoptera; Crambidae
Exons: 4
Coding region: 1-369 (122 amino acids)
Source: RefSeq, a predicted model, not a curated record
AUGUUAAAUCAUUCAGCGUGCGAGCGGGAUAGCCAGACAAGUUUGGAGUCGGAGCUGGAACCGAGAAUGUUUGACUAUUUCAAGAUCAGCGACCCGGAUGUACCUGCUAGGAGAGACUAUAGGACGCAGCCAGUGGAAGAGCUCAACACAUCUGAUUCGUCGAUAGAAAGGCCGCAGUCUCAAGGAGUGGAAUCCUCCGCUGCGACCAUCCCAGAGAUGGUAGAAGACGCUUUGGAGAUCAUAAGCCAAGAUGGGGACUACAUGGAGAGGAUAGGCAUGGACGUGCGGGUACAAUGCAUCCUGUGCUCCUGGGCUGGCCCCAGGUUCAUAUUGGAGUAUCACAUUAGAAAGGAGAAACUGACUGACUGA